This is a messenger RNA of Polyodon spathula (Mississippi paddlefish), 2915 nucleotides long. Its product is annotated as dr1-associated corepressor. Gene Ontology annotation, biological process: negative regulation of transcription by RNA polymerase II; transcription by RNA polymerase II; positive regulation of transcription by RNA polymerase II. The record is from RefSeq and is a predicted model, not a curated record. Gene Ontology annotation, cellular component: nucleus; negative cofactor 2 complex. Lineage: Eukaryota; Metazoa; Chordata; Actinopteri; Acipenseriformes; Polyodontidae. The transcript is spliced from 7 exons. Bases 2 to 637 code for a protein of 211 amino acids. Gene Ontology annotation, molecular function: protein heterodimerization activity; core promoter sequence-specific DNA binding; transcription corepressor activity.
CAUGCACUCGUACUCAGGCUUCAAAAACAACAAAAUGCCUGGAAGAAAAAGGAAAUACAACACAAGGUUUCCUCCCUCUCGUAUCAAGAAAAUAAUGCAAAAAGAUAAAGAAGUGGGGAAAGUCGCAGCUGCUGUACCUGUUAUUAUAUCUAGAGCUCUGGAGAUUUUUCUGAAGUCUCUUCUGACACAGACCAGUCAAAUCACCCAGUCCAAACACACCAGAACCAUGACCCAGGCACACUUGAGGCAGUGCAUAAACACAGAGAAGCACUUUGAUUUCCUGAAGGAUCUGGCAGCUCAAUUGCCAGCUCUCCAGCCCUCCCAGGAAGAGAGCUUAACCAAGGGAGUCUGGUCUAGUCACAGGAAAAGGUGGCAGGAUGUGGGACAGAAAGCCAAGCGUGGUCCAACUUGGAAAGUAGGGCCAUCAAAAAAGGCUGGGGAAUCACAGAUUGUUAGUAGCCAAAUGCAAGAUUCCAUGGAAACUCAGCCAGAUUCUGAUGACUCUGAACCAGAGCUAGUAAUCUGCCUGGAUAAAGGGGAGUCUCCAUCUCACAUCAGUAGGUGGAACAUACAUUCUGGACGGUCAAGAUCCAGCUAUUUCAACAGUUCUUGUACCCAUAAGAUCUUAUCAAAAUAAUCAACAAAGGCGGCAGACACUAAAAGCUACUGGGUUGUCAACUUUAAAAAAAUAUAUAUAAAUAUAUGUUUUUGCAGUCUUUAUUUUGAUAUUAAAAGUUUUAUCUUAAUAAUGUUAAAGUAAGCAAUUUAAAAAAUAUUAAUUAAUAAGCUUCCACAGAUUAGGGAGGCAAAAAUUGUCAGGUACUGUUUCUCUUCACCGCGCUACAGUGGACCCAACUGGCCAGGUGCUCGUUCAGCUCAAUAUGGCUUUUCUGUUAAGGGGCUUGUAGCUUGCAGCCUACUGACAUCUGCUCGCCCACUGACUGUUUUUGGGGCUUGGGGAGAGAAAUUGGGUAAAAUUAUUGGACACACUAAAUUUAUUUAUUUAAAAAUAAAAAUAAAACAUAGAAAAGGAAUCUUAUUUUUGGAUGACUUUGGUUGUAUGUUUUCAAGUUUGUGAUAGGCCUUCCCUAAAGUGUAACGUGACUACGCCUAUUCUGAGCGAUAACAGAAUUAAAGGCCUUAUUUAUUUUGAAAAAUAGUUGUGUGUUAUUUAGUUAUUUUUGUUUUCUUUUUUGGCUAAAUGUGAAUAUUUGUGGGCUGAGACAUGUUAAAAUUAAGUUUAGUUUUGCUUUCCCUAGAUUGUAGAGGGGUGUGCAAAUGAUAAAAUCCAGUUUGGAGCCCACUUUUGUACAGAAUCAGUUUGCAAGCAUUCAUUGGAUUAGAGAAUAUUAAAGAGUAAUGUUAUAAUAUAAACAAUUUUAUUCUGGCACUGACAAGUUUAGUUAAAUGUAAAACACUUGAGGUAAAACUGAUGUUACUAUGUUGUGAGGGGUAUGUUUUUGUUCAUCUGUCGCAUAACACUGUGACUUUUGCAACAUUUAAAAAGUAUCUUCAGAUGUUCUUUAAUUUCUGUUUUACAUCUCCCUUACUAUUUGUAAUGGUGUCUGCAAGCAUCAGAGUGGCGAUGUUGUUCCAAUAUUGAGUUAUAAUUUUUCUCUAAAUAUGCCUUUACCUUACUUUGAUCUGGUUUAAGCCUGUCUGGAGAAAUCCAAGUGGCAGGAUUCCUCAUUCCAUUCAAAUCGUCUGACAAUUCAACUCUGCCAGCCCCCCAGCUCAAUCUGGUAGCGAGACCCCUGAACCAUGCAGAAGAAUUGCAAACAACAUGAAAUAGUAAGGGUACUGUAAAUUUAAAUAACCUUGGAAACUACUUUAUCUUGAAAUGAAUAGUGCUGGUUUGAUGGUCAACAGUACAAGCACUUAAUAAUAAUAAUAAUAAAAAAACAAACAAAAAAAAUCACAAUUGUGUUUGAAAAGAACAUUGCAGUAAACUGCUUUUUCAGUAAUUACCAAUGAAAUAAACCAAUACAUUAGUACUGCGCAGAUAAAGUGGCGCGGUCAUGGAUGUGGUACUGUUUUUUUGUUUUAGAGCAAGUUGAAAUCAAAGUGCCUUAACCAUAUACUGUACUUCGUCUCAGCAAGCAGAAAAAACUACUCCUAUUAAAAGUGUAAAUCUGUAUAAAUGUAUAUAGAAGAAUCUGUUAAACUGUAAAAGAUAGCGUGAUGUAAAUCCCUGUGAAGAUGACAUGCAUUAUUUUUUCAAGCUGUAUUGCUUAAUGUUACCUGCCCAAGAUUGCAGAAUAAAUAUUGAGUAAGUGUUGUUUUCUAGAAAAUACAAUGCUUUUGACUGCAUUCCUCUGUGUGCAAAGACCCUUACUUAAUUAGGUUCUAAAGUAACUAGCACAAACACAUCCACCCCUAUACGUUCUGUAUCACCGGGAAUAUUUAAGUUAAAACAGUAAUACUGUAGAUUUAAUACUUUGCAUUUACAUUUAUAGGUUUACAGGUUAGUAAACUAAUUGCAGUGUUUGGUGAUGCACUUAUUAGAUCAAAUUGCUUUACUUAAUAUAUUUGUCCUUAUAAUGGUAAAGAAUGUAUUACCUUCCAUGUUAAAGAUUUUGAACUGGAUUAUUUAAAAACCUCACUGGUGGCUCAGUAUGUUAAGUAAAACGUUAUUUCAAACAAAAUGUGAAUACUUGAAAUGGGACAGUGCCUUUUCAUUCCACAGAUUGGUUACUUAACUUUUUUAUGCCAUUUUUGGACUUUGGUCUGAUUUUCUGGAUAAUUUAAAAGCACUUUCUACCAGUCAUGGCCCUUUCCAGCCUGCAAACCUAAAUUAUUGUAAAACAUCUUUAAGAUAACAAUCCAAACUUGUCUUUGAUUUAGCACAAUAUGGUUGUGAUUUUAGUUUUCUAGCUGUGUUUGGAAAAGCAUUAUUUUGGUUUGUGGUCUCAUAC